CAAAAGAAAAAUGUGAAGUUGAGAUUAGCGAGGAUGAAAGGAUGCAGAUUCGCGCUCAGUUACUGGAUUUCAUGUUUAAGGCUCCAGCGAAUAUACGGUUACAAUUAUCGGAAAUUGUAUGCGUCAUGAGUAAAUAUGAUUUUCCGGACUGUUGGCCAGAAUUGCUUAAUCUUUUGAAAGAAAUUUUAACAAUGAAUGAUGCUAAUAGACUUCUGGCUGCACUUACUACGAUGGAUGAACUUUUCAAACGCUAUCGUCAUGAAAUGAAGUCAGAAAAACUUUGGAAUGAAAUAUAUAUAGUGCUUAAAGAACUGGCACCACCUUUAACAAUUUUAUUUACGAAUGUUUUGCAAUAUGUAAGUACAGAGAGUGUUGAAAAAACGAAAGAAAAGUACGAUGAAAUGUUAAACAUUUUACAUUUAAUUAUGGAAAUUUUUCAUUCGUUAAAUGUACAAGAUUUGCCGGAGCAUUUCGAGGACACGAUUAGUGGUUGGAUGGAAGGAUUAGGUACUAUAUUAAAGUUAAAAAUUGAUUCAGUAGAAUCGGCAUAUAGCGAUGAUGAGCCUGGUACUUUGGACAAAUUGAAAUGUUGUGUAUGCGAUAUAUUAACUUUAUAUUCUCAGAGAUAUGAGGAAGAGUUCAUGCCUUUUAUAAAUGUUGUGAUCGAAAUUGUCUGGGAGCAACUCAUGGGACUGGAUGCGAGAGUGAGUAUUAAUAAAUUUAGAUUUGAUGCUUUCUUCACUUCCGCUCUUACUUUUUUAUCAGCAAUUUGUGUGAAACAACGUUAUGCUAAUAUUUUUCAAAUGGAUGGAGUAUUAACCUCUAUUACUGAGAAUAUUAUCCUGAAAAAUUUGGUCACUAGGCCAACUGAUCUGGAACAGUUUGAGGAUGAACCUUUAGAAUACAUUAAGAAAGAUCUUGAAGGUAAAGAAUGUUCAAAUGAUUUGCAACAAAACUGGCUAAAAAAGGAUUUAGUAUACUGUUUAAUAUUAGCAGUUGGUGCUAAAACGGAAACUGUGAAAUUUGGUGCAACGACACUCAGUAAUUUCGUGAGUCAUUUUUUGAAUUUUUUAAAUGAAUCAGUUAAAUGA
Dracunculus medinensis (Guinea worm) is the source of this 1091-nucleotide messenger RNA. NCBI's taxonomy places the organism in Eukaryota, Metazoa, Nematoda, Chromadorea, Rhabditida, Dracunculidae. The record is from the annotation of a GenBank genome assembly.